Messenger RNA from Salvia splendens (bonfire salvia), 2467 nucleotides. RefSeq names its product putative late blight resistance protein homolog R1A-10. Gene Ontology annotation, biological process: defense response to other organism. Lineage: Eukaryota; Viridiplantae; Streptophyta; Magnoliopsida; Lamiales; Lamiaceae. The record is from RefSeq and is a predicted model, not a curated record. Bases 137 to 2467 code for a protein of 776 amino acids. The transcript has 2 exons. Gene Ontology annotation, molecular function: ADP binding.
ACCGUAGGCAUGUGAUUUCAGAUACCAUCAAUAAAUUUGUUUGGUAGACUGGAAGAAAGACUUUUGCAGGAAAUAGGUGAAUAGCAGGAGCAACAGCCACCACUUCACCACCAUUCCACCACUACCAUGACAACUUAUGAAGUUGGAGCCACUGCAAACAAUUGUGAAUAGCUUGGAAUACACUAGUCCAAGCAGGAGUCGGAAAAAGGUGAAUGCUUUGGAUAGGAGAGUUAAAGAGGCAAUAUGGAAAUUUGAAGACUCUUUGGAAUCCCUUAUCACUCAACACAUUCCUGAAACAGAUAUAGUCUCCAUUGAUCUGCAGAGUCUGCUAAAUGAUGCAAAUUCCUUGAUCCAGAAGCUCAAGGUUAUGGAGAAGGAGUACAGUUAUGAAGUAGAUAAUAUGCCUCAAGACGGACCUAUUUCCUCAAUAAUCGGUUUCCAUGGAACCAACUCGAAGAUGAUUGGAUUAUCAGACCAAUUCAAACAACUCAAAAGAGAUCUUAUAACUGCUGGAUCUGGCAGCUGGAUUCAUUUCCAUGCACUUUAUGGCACGGCAGGCGUUGGGAAGACCGCUCUUGCUAUGAAAAUCUACGAAGAUCCAGAAAUUCAGAGCAAAUAUGAGUGUCGCGCGUGGGUCACCGUAGGCAGAGUACCUCCUCAACCGAUGACUCCAAUUUCACAAGGCAUUCUUGCUCAGUUGUGUGGAAUUGAUGAAGAAAUAGGUGAGUGCUUGGAAGAAAGAUUGCAUGGCAAGAAUUGCCUCAUCGUGUUGGACGACGUUUGGGAGACACGUAGAUGGAAUUUAUCGGAAGAUAUAUUAACAAACAUCAACACUGGAGGAGGAGGUAUUCAAAUCUUGCUUACUAGUCGACAUCAAAAAUUGAUGAGCGGUCUGAGAUAUAAGAUAGAUUUAUCACGCGGGAUGAGUAUUAAAUCUUGGUAUGAGGUGCGGUUUUUGAACGAAGAAGAAAGUAUGGAGCUACUGUGUGAGAAGGUGUUUGGUGAUGAGGGUUGCCCUCCUCAACUCCACAAACUUGCCACCAAAAUUUCCAAGCUUUGUGAAGGUCUCCCUCUCUUGAUACUCAAUGUUGCUCACAUCCUAUCGGAAUCCGAGCACAAUAGAGAUCCAUUCUACUGGAAUGAAGUAGCAGAAAUGAAAAAUUCAGUCUUCAAGGAUGCAUAUAAUGAAAUAUCAAAGGUACUUUUACCAAGUUACCACUACUUGCCUGAACGUCUUAAAAUGCCUUUUCUGUUUAUCGGUGUUUUCGCUCAAGAUUAUUACACCCCCAUUUCCAAGAUCACCCUUAUGCUCAAAGCUGAGGGGUUGUGGGAUAAUUGGGAUUGUUUGAGAGAGCUAGCUAUCGAUUAUAGUCUUGUUUUAUGUAGCAUGAAGAGCGUGAAUAAAAAUGAUACUAAGAAGUAUAUUGGUGAGUAUAAAACUUGUCGGCUUCAUUCUUCAUGGCGGCACGUGUGUAGAGAAGAAGCUAGCAAGUACAAGUUUUAUCAUGUCUUAAAUAAGUUGAUCGAUGCCAAAGAAGAAAGUCUAAAAGGUCAGCGUGGAUUGUGUCUUGAAAAUAACAUUUUAUUCAGUAUCAGAGAGUUUUGCAACUCGGUGAGAUCGAACUGCGCAUUCUCUACCCGUUCUCUCCUUUUCUAUGGUCCUUACCACCAAUAUCCAAUUCCUAUAGAUGUCAGUUUCAUGUUGCUAAGGGAAAUAGAUGCUCUUCAAUUGCGUUUCUAUACCUUCCCAACGGAAAUUCUGUCACUAGUUCAACUAAAGUACCUUGCUCUAACUUGCAACGGAGAAGUACCUGCAACUAUAUCAAAACUUUUCAACCUCCGAGCCUUGAUUAUCCAUCCUCAUCUGAAUAUUAUAUGUUGUGAAUCUCCAUCAUAUGUACCAAUACAAAUAUGGGAUAUGCAUGAGUUAGAGCAUAUUGAGAUAUUGGGAAAGAGUCUUGGAGCUCCAUCUCAUGUUGCUGCUUAUUUGAAAAAUCUGAAAACACUUGUAGGUGUGAAUGCUAGCAUUUGUACUGUAUUGGAGCUCUCCACAAGGAUUCCCAACAUAAGGAAAUUAGGAAUACAGAUUGAGCUAACGCCUUAUGACGACCAUAACAACCUAUUGAGCUGUUUUGAUUGUAUUUCAUCACUUGAAAGUUUGAAGACACUCAAAUUAAGUAUCACAAAUCCUGUAGUCAAUCAUGGUAAUGUUUUCUUGGUGACUCGUGAGUCACUGAAGUUUCCACAAGGUUUGAAAAAGUUACAUAUGAGUGGCAUGGGUUUUUCCCUGGGAAUAUAUGGAUGUUAUUGGCUCUUUGCCAUUCUUCGAGUGCUCAAAUUGCGUUCCUACGCCUUUCAAGGGUCACACUGGGAAGCACAAGAUGGAAGUUUUAGGAGUCUUCAGUUUCUUCUAAUUGAAGAAAGUGACUUGGUGCAAUGGGAAACCGGGAUACGGAAGCUUCUCUAG